This is a messenger RNA of Leptinotarsa decemlineata (Colorado potato beetle), 3633 nucleotides long. It is a transcript of the gene Pkn, whose product is annotated as serine/threonine-protein kinase N. NCBI's taxonomy places the organism in Eukaryota, Metazoa, Arthropoda, Insecta, Coleoptera, Chrysomelidae. The record is from RefSeq and is a predicted model, not a curated record. Gene Ontology annotation, molecular function: ATP binding; protein serine/threonine kinase activity; small GTPase binding. Gene Ontology annotation, biological process: signal transduction; protein phosphorylation.
ACAUACAUUGCUACAUUACCAUGGUUUGUACAAGGUGUGAGAGCAAACUCUCAAACAGUAUGUUUCAAAAAAAUGUGGUACAGUGAACUUGUGGUGGUGUGGAAAUAUAGUUAUCAUCACUGUGAGGAAUUCGAUACAUUAAAAUUUUAAUAGACCCUGUGAGAGUUGAUAUAUUUCAAAGUGCUGCCGAAGACGAAAGCUUUUCAAUGUCUUGGUUGUGGAUCAAGGGGGACUACAUAAGACAUCCUGUCUUAUACGAACUUUCCCACAAAUAUGGCCUGCUCACGGAAAACCUUGUUGAAUCUCAGCUGCCAAGCAAACUGGAGGAGCUGAAGGAAAUAAUAAGGCGGGAAAUAAGGAAGGAACUAAAGAUCAAAGAGGGAGCCGAGAAGUUGAGAGGGGUCUCGACUGACCGAAAGUCACUAAGUCAUGUGGCUACAAUAGUGAAAAAUUCUAACUUCAAACUGACCGAGCUGAAAAAUGAACUCAGUGAACUAGAAUCCCAAAUUAUCCUUUCCCAAGGACAAAGUUCUCUCAAUUGUGUGCCAUCCAAUGGAGAUUCAGUCCAGUUUUCGCCAUUGGCAGCUCACAAUGUCGACAAGUGCAAUGCAAGUCUGUUCAGUAAAAUAGAAAAUUUAGAAAAACAGCUCAAUAUUGAGCUCAAAGUCAAACAGGGAGCCGAAAACAUGAUUCAAAGCAUCACGGGUAGAGAUAAGAAGUUGUUAAUAGAAGCUCAACAAAUGUUACAAGACUCAAAAAAGAAAAUAGAAUAUUUAAAAAUGAAAAUAACGAAGCUAAAACAUGACAUUGAUUCCAAAUCUCGUGGAUCGAUGCAGGACCUUACAGAUAAUGGAGACUUGUCGCAUAGGGAACUAGAACCGCUUUUAGAUGAUAGGAUAGAGAAUUUAAAACAUAGACUCAGAGUGGAAGCAGCUGUGGUGGAAGGUGCCAAAAAUGUUAUAAAACUUUUACAAAAUAACAAUAAGGAUAAGAAUGAGAAAAAGGCUCUUGUGGAGGCGCAAGAGAGUUUGAGGGCGAGUAGUAUGAAGUUAGACCUCUUGAAAAAAUCUUUGGAGAUGAGGAAGGCUGAACUACCAGACGAUUCCCCGGUGGCAAUACAUUUAAAAGAGGAACUCGCCAAUGCUCAAUCGUUCAGCCCUAUGUCUGUUCAUUACACAAGUUUUCAGUCUUUUCGAGAAGGUGGUGAAAGCGGUAAACAUUACACUUCUUCUUCGACAUUUAACAGAUGUGCAGCUGUGACGGGAACGUUGGAAGUGAGGCUGAUGGGCUGUCAAGAUCUUCUUGAGGAUGUUCCUGGGAGGUCACGAAAAGAAACUGAUGCUACUUCUAGUCCAAUAGAUUUGAGGUUCUUCAAAAAAACGGGUCGAAGCUCGUCCAAAAGCUACAGCAUCAAGGAAGAAGUCAGCGAUGAAAUCAUGGCCGUACUGAAAUUAGACAAUACCACUGUGGGUCAGACAAGUUGGAGACCAUGUUCUCAGCAAGCGUGGGAUCAAAGGUUCUCGAUAGAGUUAGAUAAAUCAAGAGAAUUAGAAAUUGGAGUUUACUGGAGAGACUGGAGAUCUCUUUGCGGUGUGAAGUUUCUAAAAUUAGAGGAGUUCAUAGAUGAUGAGAGGCAUGGCAUGGCUCUACAUUUGGAACCUCGGGGGCUACUAUUUGCUGAGAUCAAAUUUUUGAAUCCAAUGAUUUCCAAGAGGCCCAAACUUCAGAGACAGAAGAGAAUUUUCAAACAAGGUUUGCCCAGGGCUAAACAGAUGAAUAUCAAUAUUGUGACCUGGGGAAGAUGGAUGAAGCAAGCUUCAAGGAUGCCUAGUAGGCAGAAUUUGGUCUUGAGUUCUACUGAAAACAUUUCUGACGAUUUGGUUAUUGAAGACAAACCAGAGACACCAGGUGAGACACCUGAUCCUCAGGCAGGCGGUCUUGGGGGCCAAAGGCCUUUGGGACUAGUUAUUGAUAUGACACCUCAAGACUCAACAUCUCCUGCCAUACCACCUGUUCCUCCACCAGUAGCAAAGAAGAGGAUGGCAGUUACACCCCCGCCCGUUCCACCUCGACUUGAUCCUGAAAGUGUGGCAGCACUGAAGGAAUUUGAUUUUCUGGAGGAACAGGAGAUGUCUAGACCAGGACCUCUUCUGAUUCCUUCAGCACCUUCUACGCCUAUAGUUCCUCCCGAACAGUUGGUACCACCUAGUCCCCAGCCUGUUAUAGAAUUUCCAGAUGAUGAGCCGCAGUAUGAUGCAGUAAACAUUAUGCGACGGGCACCUCCUAGAGAACCUUGCCAUAGAGACAGUGCCUACGAGUCCAAACGUCAAUCGCAGACUAUGACCGGAAUGACCAUCGACCAUUUCAGGCUGAUAAGCGUAUUGGGGCGUGGCCACUUCGGAAAAGUGAUCCUGUCGCAGUACAAAAACACCGGUGAAUAUUUCGCCGUCAAAGCUUUAAAGAAAGGCGAUAUUAUUGCCAGGGACGAGGUCGAGUCCUUACUGUCGGAGAAGCGAAUAUUCGAAGUUGCCAACUGCAUAAGACACCCGUUCCUAGUGAAUUUAUUUGCAUGCUUCCAAACCGAAGCUCACGUUUGUUUCGUGAUGGAGUAUGCUGCGGGGGGAGAUCUGAUGAUGCACAUUCACGCUGAUGUAUUCAGCGAACCCAGAGCUGUGUUCUAUGCUGCCUGCGUUGUCUUAGGAUUGCAAUACUUACAUGAGAACAAAAUAAUUUACAGAGACUUGAAGUUGGACAAUUUGCUUCUGGAUACUGAAGGAUAUGUGAAGAUAGCAGAUUUCGGUCUAUGUAAAGAAGGGAUGGGUUUCGGUGAUCGAACCGGUACGUUUUGUGGAACGCCGGAAUUUUUGGCUCCUGAAGUUUUAACCGAAACUUCGUAUACUAGAGCUGUCGACUGGUGGGGACUUGGAGUGUUGAUAUUCGAAAUGCUUGUUGGUGAGUCGCCAUUCCCUGGGGAUGAUGAAGAGGAAGUAUUUGAUUCAAUUGUAAAUGACGAAGUUCGGUACCCUAGGUUCCUAUCACUGGAAUCUAUUGCCAUAAUGAGAAGGUUACUCCGUAAGAGUCCUGAUAGAAGGUUGGGUUCAAGUGAACGAGAUGCUGAAGACGUGAAGAAACAGGCAUUCUUCAGACAUAUACAAUGGGAAGAAUUGCUUCAUCGACGGAUACCACCACCGUUCGUACCAACAGUGAAUUCAAUGGAAGAUGUCAGCAAUUUCGAUGAAGAAUUCACCUCGGAAAGGCCACAGCUCACACCGCCAAAGGAGCCGAGGCACCUGUCUGGCCAAGAUCAAAACUUGUUUAGAGAUUUCACCUACAUUGCUGACUGGUGCUGACAGUAGUAUUGGUAUUCGAAAUGGACAAAAAUCUAUUCAUUUUGAUGAAGUUUUAUUAACAAUUAUAGUUUUUAUUUUACCUAAAGACUCUUGAAUGUUGUUGAGGAGAAAGUAUAUAUAUGAAUAUUUUAUAACAAGUUUAAGCAUGACUAGAUAGUAUAUCGAAUUAAUUCCUAUAAAAUAAGCCCGAUGAACAAAAGUGAUAUUUUACUGAGUGUGCAUUAACACUGUUUAUGCUCCAAAGCCUUGUUGCAAUUGAGGAAAUUAAAGAAGUAUGUUUGCA